Molecule: messenger RNA, 948 nt
Organism: Mercenaria mercenaria
Lineage: Eukaryota; Metazoa; Mollusca; Bivalvia; Venerida; Veneridae
Exons: 1
Coding region: 1-948 (315 amino acids)
Source: RefSeq, a predicted model, not a curated record
AUGGCUCAAAAUGGCGCGAUUCAGAAUAAUCUCAGUGCUCAAAAUAGUCAAAAUGGAUUAAAUAAUGGACAAUUUGGACAAUAUCAGGCAAGUCAAACUUUCAAUUCACAACCAAUUAUGUAUUCGGGCACGCCGUUUAUGGCGAUGAACUCGGAUUCACCUGGGUUUACCGGCAAUACCUCACCCACCCCAUGUACUCCAGCAGGUCAAAAUCAAGGACUGAAUUCUGAUGUUAUUUCUAUGUUAUUACAAAGGCUCGACUCAAUGGACAAAAAACUUUCACAGUUAGAUAUUAUUCAAAACGGUAUGAGCGCUUUAACGGUCCGUAUGGAUAAAAUGGAUCAUAAAAUCAAUAAUUUUGAGAAAAAACUGAGAGAUAUAGAACAAAGCCGCUCGUUUGAUAGUAGUGCAUUAGAAGACAUAAACAAAAAACAAAAUGAGCUUGAGUCUGUUUUGAAGUCGAUGAGAAAGGCCGAAAAGGAGCAGUGUGAUACUGAAACGGUGUUACGGGAAGAAAUUACCGAUCUGAAGUGUCGUAGUAUGAGGGACAAUCUUUUGUUUUUCAAACUUCCGGAGGAGAAAGAAGAAAGCUGUGUGCAGAAGGUUCUUGAUUUCAUAGAAAACGACAUGAAAAUAGAAAAUGCUAAACAGGAAAUAAAGCUCCACCGUGCACAUCGAGUUGGGAAAUAUAACAACACGAAGGUCCGACCUAUAGUCGCUAAAUUUGCCUACUUUCCAGACAGAGAGAGGGUCAAGAUGGCGGCGAAAGCUCUGGCAGGAACCCCGUAUGGUGUUGGAGAACAAUUCCCCAAGGAAAUUGUAGAUACCAGGAAGAGGCUCGUACCCAUUAUGAAGAAGGCUAGGGAUGAGGGAAAAGAGGCCUUCAUUAAAGUAGAUAAACUGUAUAUAAAUAAGCAACUAUACAGAGAAGGGUCAGAAAAUGUAUAG